Messenger RNA from Diabrotica virgifera virgifera (western corn rootworm), 2471 nucleotides. RefSeq names its product protein Spindly-like. The record is from RefSeq and is a predicted model, not a curated record. Bases 189 to 1808 code for a protein of 539 amino acids. Lineage: Eukaryota; Metazoa; Arthropoda; Insecta; Coleoptera; Chrysomelidae. The transcript has 9 exons.
UACUAACGAUCUUUUUUAAUUUAAAGUUUGAAAGUUUGUGUUGUAUUGUUUUUAAAAAAGAUCUGUAAAUUGUUAGGUAUUUUUCACAUUUUAUCUUACGAGUGUACUGUUCUUCGAGCUUUUCAUAAUAAACGAACAUAAAGCGAAUUUAAAAGUAAGCCAAGGUAAUACAAUCUUCCUAUUAGAAAAUGGAAUAUGACUCUGAUACAUUUGAACAAAUAAAGAAUGAAAAUGUUGUACUUAAACAAGAUUUGGAAAUCCUAAAUCAAGAAUUACAUGAAUGUAAGAAAAAUGUUAGACUUUUACAAGCAGUUCAGGUUGAAUGUCAAAAUGAAAUUGAUAUACUGCAAUCAGAAGAAAUUAAACAAAAGCAGAAAUACCAAGAAAUAAUUAAGCAGUUGGAACAGAGUAUUCAUAACAUGCGUGCUAGUCACAAUGAUGAGAAAUUGGCGUUUGAAAACGUUAUCAUGAAAAUGGAAGAAAAAAAUGAGCGGAUGCAAGCAGAACUAGAGGUUUUUAAAGAAACUGGUAUUAAUACAACUAAUUUCGUUGGAGAUACCAGUUUACUAAUUAAAGAGAUCCUUUAUGAUCCACCAGAGAUCUAUGAAAACCAAGAGUUAAAAAAGACUUUAAGCCAUUUACAAGAAACAAAUGAAAUGUUACAAAAAAAGACGGAGGCGUACGAGACAGAACUUGAAGAUUUGAAAGAGUGUUAUGCUUGCACAAAAAGCGAUCUACAAGAGGCUAAUAUAACAAUACAAUUUUUAAACGAUGAAGUGUGCGGAUUGAAAAGUGAAAUAGAUUCCAUAAAAAAUCAACCUCUUAACCAAGAUAGUAAAGGAAAUUCUUUAUUUGCGGAAGUUGAUGACAGGAGAGUAUAUCUGCAAGACAAAAUUGAUAAAAUGAAGUCAAGCUAUAUAGCAAAGACGCAAGAAAACGCUCAACUCAAAAAUGCAGCACAUCAGUUACGAUUAGAAAAUAUGAGACUUCUGGAAAAAUGGAAAUCGGAUGUGGAAGAAAAAGACGAAGACCAAUAUGGAGUAAUUGUGACUCUAAAAUCUAGAAUUGAUACGCUGGAAAAGCUCAUUGAAAAGUAUAAGAAGGAGUUAUCGGAGAAACCUCUAAUUAUAUCAAGUAACAGUUUUGAAGAAUUAGAGUAUUAUAGCUUAACACUGAAUGAGAAAAACAAAGAAAUACAAGCGUUAAAAGAAGAAAUGAAUUCAAAAUCCUUACAGAGAUUUAUGCUUUCAUCAGAAUUAAGGGAAUCAAACGAAGAAAAACGAAAAUGGAGAUUAGAAGCUAUGUCCAAACAACAUGAACUUGACAUACUUAAGAGAGAAUUAUCAAAAGAAACGGAAAGUAGCACAAAACAAGUACAACAAGAAAAAUUAAGUUUUAUAACGUCAGCGAGGAAAGAUGUUAGCCGUAGUAGUACUGAGACUAAAAAAGACAGUGCUUGUGAAAAAAAAUUAGAAGACAGUGUUGAAAGACUUACAUUAACUGAACAGUCCCCUGACGUACAAAGGGCGUAUUUAGAUCUCUCGGAUGACCAAAAGGAAAGUGACGAUUUCGAAACCUCUGCACUAAGUAAAGAAUACCAUUGUGUUGACCACAGUGUUACAAAUAGAAGAGACACAAUAUUAAUAGAUAAGGAACACAACAAUAAAGAAAAUAAGCCUGACAACGAUGUAACUACCAAUCAAGCAAAGAGAGUUACAUUUGCUGUAAAUACCCUAUCUCCUAAAAAGACUGAAAGACGUGGAGGACGAAGAAUUUUUGUAGGAAAACCAAUUCAUUUUAAAGACUGAAGUUAAAAUUGGGCAUAUAGACCAGGGCGCAUCUGUAAAAAUAUUAAUACAUUUGGAUGUUGAGAGGUGACUCAUAUUUUUUUGCAGAAAUUGCUUGGAAAUUACUCAUAUAAUAAUAUUUGAGCUAUCCUCCCACUCAAAAAGGUCCAUAAAGUUUUUCUGGGUAAAACAUGAAGGUCCUAAGUGUAGCACAAAUGGUUGAAAAACUUGUUUCUUAUGGUUUUUUCGAAAAUUAUUGCUAUUUUGCAACAAGGGUGACAAUUUUUAAAAUGUUUCACCAAUCCUAUCUUGUAGUAAAUUUAAUUACGCAACUUUUAUGUCAGUGCAACUUUUCUCGAAAAUGAAUACUUCUAAAGUUAUAAUUCAAAAACUAAUAAAAAAAUCGAAUUUUUCCUUUAUUUUUGACAUUUUGAUUAUUUAAACAAUGUUCCGGAUCUUUUUCAGUGGGAGGAUAACUCAAUUAUUAUUAUAUGAGUUAUUUCUGCAAAAAAUAUGAGUCACCUCUCAAUAUCCAUCUCAAAACAGAUGCGCCCUGGACUAAUACCAACUGGCUUUAUUUUAAUAUCUAAUAUGUUUUAUGUUUAAAUUAAGAUAAUGGCAUAUUUUUUAUAUUUUCUGCGCAUUGUUGUAAAUAUUUUAAUGUAAUAAAAUGUUUAGUUUUAA